AUGGAUGUUGUAGCGAAAGUUAUUUGCAGAAUGUACUCGAGUGCCAUCCAUCGCUGCACUUUUCGUUCUCAUAGCUUGCAGCAGCGUACAAUGUUGCUGCUUCUGCUCUGCGUUCUAAUAUGCUCAACCAGUUCGGCCACAGUCGUUAGUGAAAGGGGUGACGUGGUGUUAAAGAUAAAUGACGUGGUCCAGCCGGUAGCCUUUGAUGAUUUUCAGCCUUUGCCACCAUUCUGGAGUAGCACCGGCCUAUGUCCACCCGAACCGCGGAAUGAGACUGCGGCAUUUCUGCUGUCGAAAGCAAUGCACCUUAACCUGCAGUUGAUAGGUUCGCUAAGCGAUCGUGCGAUCAGCUAUGUGCGCAUCCAUUGGCUUCUGGAGCUUAUCCAAGUCUCGAAUGACAAAGAGACGAAGGUCCGUUACGAUUUCGCCUACCUUGAUCAGCUGCUGGACCGACUGCACGAUAUCGGUCUUUAUCCUGGGUUUGAGUUGAUGGGCUUACCCCAGGGCUACGCUAAACCACACCCUACAGCUCACUUUUGGGAGAAUCUAGUAAGCCGCAUCGUGCAGAGAUAUGUUGCUCGAUACGGAUUGCAUACCGUUGCUCGCUGGAGAUUUGAAUCGUGGAACGAACCAGAUCUGCGUACCUACAAUGUACUCAAUUUCACCGUAUCAGAUUAUCUGGAGUAUAUUUUGGCGAUUCGGGCAGGACUUGAUCAUGUCCGUAAGCUACCCGAGACCCCGAAGCCACCUUCAGCUACACUUUUCCAGCUGCAAGGUCCGGCAGGACUGUUCAAAGCAGAGACACACCAUCCGCUUUGCUGGGCUGCCGCAAAGCUCUGCAAUAGUGGCGAUUGUCCUUUUGAAACGUUUACCUUUCACCGGAAAGGAACCGGUCGUUGGGCAUCGGAAGUGUUGUCUUCAACGCAGCAACUGAUGGAGGAUUUGUUCAGCCGGUUUCCAAAUAUCCGUCGGAUGGGCUUUGCCAACGAUGAAGCAGAUCCCGUUGCCAGCUGGUCAACGGCUCGACCAUUUCAGGCGGAUGUACGCUAUGCUACGAUGUUGUUUUCAAUUGUAGCACAGCAUUGGUCUGCCAUGGCGGACACGAACGGAACGUUAUUAGCCAGCUUUCGUUUCCUUUCGCACGAUAACGCCUUCCUCAGUUAUCAUCCGUAUGAGUUCGAGCAGCGCACGCUUUUGGCAAGAUUUCAGAUGAACGAAACGCAUCCACCACACGUGCAAUUUAUUGCGAAGCCCGUGUUUUCGACCGUCGGCAUGCUAGCCACAUUGGGCAGUCAGGCAAUUCGUACCGCGUUUCGCGACAAUAACGUGUCCUACAUACUUUCACAUGAGAAUAGAAGGUACUUGUGUCUGCUGAUAUCCCGGUCGAACGACAGCUCAGCAAUGGAUAAACGGCGAUCGCGCAUAAAGCUGACUAUUCCGCUUUCGUUGCUUCUCCACGCGGGUGAGAGCCGCAAAGGAUACACGGUUGAGGCGUUACAGGACGGAAAAACAGAUCCGUUUCGGCUAUGGCACUCGUUUGGUCGACCGGCAUAUCCAACUAUCGAACAAUUGGCCGCUCUUCGAUCCGUUCAGUUUCCGGCAGUUUUGAACGGUGGACCAGCGUUAAUAGCGAGCAACGUUACAAAUCUACAACUUAUCUUAACUCUUGACGCACCCUGGAUCGUGGCGGUACGGAUUUGCAGUGACAAGUUCCCUCCACCUGGCCCGGUAUGUCGUGUUAGCGUGAUGCAGGUGCACGAUGGGGAGUAUAUCAUAUUUUGGCAACCACCGAAAACGGCCAACUUGAGAUGCUUGUUUACGUAUGAAGUUUGGUUUAAACCAGUUCAACUUUUAGGAGAACCACGGCACUGCCCAAAGAGUACUUGGCAACUAAUCAAUCGAGGACAGCAUACGCCCUUUGCGUUUUUCCAGUUCCACAGCUCAUCUCCAACAGGAUACUACAAAGUUCGCGCCGUUGAUAUACUACGCCGAACUGGAAGGUUUUCUACCACUUAUGCUCAUGGAUAAUGACUCUAAACCGUUCGCGAUCGUUUUUAAAUUGAUUGCGUUAUGUUAACAUAUUUAGGGUUUAACGUAAAAAUAAACAGACAAAUAUGUAACUGAA
Molecule: messenger RNA, 2125 nt
Organism: Anopheles aquasalis
Lineage: Eukaryota; Metazoa; Arthropoda; Insecta; Diptera; Culicidae
Gene: Idua
Product: alpha-L-iduronidase
Biological process (GO): carbohydrate metabolic process
Molecular function (GO): L-iduronidase activity
Source: RefSeq, a predicted model, not a curated record